Molecule: messenger RNA, 2350 nt
Organism: Scophthalmus maximus (turbot)
Lineage: Eukaryota; Metazoa; Chordata; Actinopteri; Pleuronectiformes; Scophthalmidae
Exons: 3
Coding region: 272-1243 (323 amino acids)
Molecular function (GO): catalytic activity
Source: RefSeq, a predicted model, not a curated record
GCGGAGAAGAAUUAGAAGAAGAAGAAGCACGACCACUUCUCAGUUGUCCGUAAAGAGGAAGCGUUAUGUUCCUGUCACCAUCUUUAAAACAGGUCCGUUUUUCCGUGAAGAGGAAGCGCGCGUGUGGUUUUGGAACGUGUCAGUUCUGUAUCGGUCCUCUCUGACGGAUGUGGGAAGCCGCGGUCACUGUUUUGAUCUCGGUCGGUGCGGCUUUUUACUUCCGGUCGAGAGAAGCCGAGAACAGGUGUGUUUGCUUGUUCUCCGUUACUUUAUGGUGUUCGCCAGCUUCAUCGUCAGAAGAAUGUCUUCCGCUCGUCCCCGCCAUGUCAUCUGGGAGUCGGAGGGGCUGGUGGCCUACCUGCAUCCCCGACCCUGGACCCCGGGCUCCGUCAUCCUGGAGAGCAGCGCCCCCGGCGGCCCGGGAGGAAGCAUCUUCGGCCUGCGGGAGCCCGAGUACCUGUCCUGGCUGCUGGGGGCGAGAGCCGUCGCGGAGCUGCUGUGCGACAGGCUGGGGGCUCGUAGGUGUGCGCUGGUCAGCAGACCCCACGGGGACGCACCUGCCCAGAUCCGUGUCCUGCCCUUACACGGUCUGAACGCAGAGUGGCGUCCCCACCUGGCAGGAGAGGAGGAGCACAACGCCCACGACCCGGGGUACUGCACCUCCAAGACCGCCCCCAGGUGGAGCGACUCCCGCCUGACCGAAAUCAAAACCGAGAUUCGGGCCAAACUCCCGUCGCCCGACGCGCCUCCCGAUCUCACUUUCCUCGGCGGCGACCCGGCUCACCCCGGCCUGUUCCCGCGCAUCGUGCGCGGCGAGGAGCAGCAGUGGCGGGUGUGGGAGGACGAGGGUCACGUGGCCUUUCUCACACCUUUCCCCAACUCGCCUGGCUUCACCGUGCUGGUGCCGCGCCGACCGUUGACCUCCAAUAUAUUCAGACUAGACAAAGGGGAUUACCAAGGACUGGUGCUGGCAGCCCGGAAGGUGUCGCGGCUCCUUGAGGAGGCGUUAGGGGCCUCCGGGGUGGGGCUCAUUUUUGAGGGUUUCGAGAUUGACUAUGCUCACGCCAAGCUGAUACCACUAUUUCCUCCUCCAUCGUCAGGGGCAGGAAGUGACACCACUAAGCCCCGAACCCCCCGGUCGUACCCCACUUACCCUGGAUACGUGACCUCAGAAGAUGGACCUGAAGCCAGCCUGGAGAGUCUGAAGGAGAUGCACUCCAAAAUUACACAGAUUCAAAAGUAAUAAGUUGUUUGAGUCUCCCUCGGGUGUGAACAACUUUUCUGAAGAAGAAAUUGACUCUUCAAGAAAAAAAUCUAUUUUCCACAAAAGUUAAUUCUUUUUUUUUUUCAUCACUUUUACCGUCAGAAUCAUUUUUUUUUAAAGAAAACACAAACACAACCAAAUAUUUAGAACUCAAGAAAAUAAAGUUUAAAUUUUUUAGAUAAAAUAUUAACUUCAAUGCACAAUUAUUUUCUGCAUGAUUUAUUCUGUAAAAUAGAAAUUUUCAUAUAGAGAAACAUAAAUGCUGGUACAGUUACGUCUGUGAGAGAUUAACCGAUGAAUCCGUCGGUUUCAUCAAAUGUCAGCAAAUGUUAUGUAUUUAUUUUUAAUUGUAAUCUGUACAAAAAAAUAAGCAAUUUUCUGUCUGUGUAAAAUUCACUUUCUAAAAUCUAAAUAUGACUUACAAAGACAAUUCUACACUUAAAAAAAUUUUCACAUCACAAACACAACAAUGUAUUUUAAUCAAAAUAAACAUGUCAUGUGUCAUAAGUUGGCAUUAUGAUUUGUCAACAAGUCUGUCAAGAAAGUAAAAAUGUCAACAAAAAGCCAUACAUUAUUAUUAUUGAUUUUCACCAAUUAUCACUAAUGGUCUUAUAUUUUCAAAUCAUUUCAAAUCAUCACUUUAGAUAAUAGUGACAUUCUUCCUAAGAAACACCUGUGAAAUGAUGGUCGUUAAUUCACGCAGACAUUACACUGCAUAUCCCUGUUCUUUUAUUAAUUUGCAGUGUGUUACGUUUUUAGUGUGUGGCCAACAACGUGCCCGUCCUCUCACUACAUCCCUGCUAAUUGGUCCCACAGUGCGUUUCUCAUCACAAGGCUUAAUAAUUAAUUUGACUGGCUAAUUGGCUAAUCAGUGCUCUGUAAACCAGACGCCGCUCUAGGCGGGAUGAAAAGACGUGUGUGUGUGUUUAAUGAGAGGUUUAUUAAGACUUGUUUUCAUAUGUGAGGAUCAAACUCAACAACUCAAAUUAUUUAUAUUUCAUCUUUUGGAGUAUCCACUUCACCCUAAUGUUGUUUCAACUUUCUUCCAGUUUUAUUGUGUUUAAAUUAAAGUCAUCGAUACCUUUA